CCACGAUCUCAAUCAGCAUAUCAGCAUCAUCAGCGCAUCAACAUGGAAGAAGAGCUGGAUGUGGACCGCUGGUGCACCACCAUGUACCCCCACCAGCUUCUGGAGACAAUUGGACGCCCCAGCACAACCUUUGUGCUUGCCAACCAUGCCCCCCAGAUCCAAGACAACCCCAAGUACAAGGAUUGGAUGUAUGUGGCACGCUCCUCUCUCUAUCUGCUUGUCCCACCAUCCCACAAAGCAUACAUCAUCCGGCAGCUACACAACCGGCUGUUUGUGAUCCUAGCAAGCAAGUACCCACGGACAUUGACGCAAGGACAGCACACCAUCACGCUAUCCAUGCUGGUGGAAGUGCUUGAGGAAAGCCAUUGCCAUUCUGUGCGGGUGCAGGCCCAUGGGAUGAAACAUC
Molecule: messenger RNA, 406 nt
Organism: Acaromyces ingoldii
Lineage: Eukaryota; Fungi; Basidiomycota; Exobasidiomycetes; Exobasidiales; Cryptobasidiaceae
Exons: 1
Source: RefSeq, a predicted model, not a curated record